AUGGCCCCCCAACUAGACGGAUUCUUCAAGCAGGUCGACGACUCGACGGACCACUUCAUCGACCGGUUGCGUAGGGCAGUUGCUAUCCCCUCCAUUUCCGCCGACGAAGCCCGCCGACCCGAUGUAGUUCGAAUGGGCGAGUGGCUCGGCGACGAGCUCAAGGCCCUAGGUGCUCAUGUCGAGCUCCGACCCCUCGGUGAGCAACCCGGUAAGCCCGGCCUUCAGCUGCCGCCGGUGGUUCUCGCGCGCUAUGGCAACGAUAAGAACAAGAGGACGAUCCUGGUCUACGGUCACUACGACGUGCAGCCUGCCGAAAAGGCCGAUGGCUGGGCGACGGAGCCGUUUGAUCUCACCGUUGAUGAGCAGGGCAGGAUGUUCGGCCGUGGCAGCACGGAUGACAAGGGUCCUGUUCUCGGCUGGCUAAAUGCCAUUGAGGCACACCAAAAGGCCGGCGUCGACUUCCCCGUGAACCUUCUCAUGUGCUUUGAGGGUAUGGAAGAGUAUGGUUCCGAGGGCCUCGACGACCUCAUCGAAGCUGAGGGCAAGAAGUUUUUCGCCGACGCCGACGCCGUAUGUAUUUCGGAUAACUACUGGCUAGGAACCGAGAAGCCCUGCUUGACCUACGGAUUGCGUGGUUGCAACUACUACUCGAUCGAGGUCUCCGGCCCCGGUGCAGAUUUGCACAGCGGAGUUUUCGGCGGUACCGCCCAGGAGCCUAUGACCGAUCUCGUCAGGCUCAUGGGUUCUCUUGUUGACACUGACGGCAACAUUCAAAUUCCUGGAAUUAUGGAACAAGUGGCGCCUAUCACAGCGGAUGAGGAGGCUUUGUACGACAACAUUUCCUUCACGAUGGACAACAUCUACGAGUCUCUCGGUAGCAAGACGACCAUCUUUGAUGAUAAGAAGCAGACUCUCAUGCGACGAUGGCGUUUCCCUUCGCUCUCUCUUCACGGCAUUGAGGGGGCCUUCGCGGCGCCCGGAGCGAAGACCGUUAUCCCCGCCAAGGUCAUUGGCAAGUUCUCUAUUCGCUCGGUUCCCGACAUGGAGAUUGAGAAGACCAACGAGCUCGUCUGCAAGUUCGUCCAGGACGAGUUCGCCAAACUCAAGAGCAAGAACACGCUCAGCGUCUACCCUCAGCACUGCGGCAAGUGGUGGGUUGCGUCGCCUAAGCACUGGAACUUCAGCGCCGCCGCGAAGGCUGUUGAGCGGGUAUGGGGUGUGCAGCCCGAUUUUACUCGCGAGGGAGGAAGCAUUCCUGUAACCCUCACUUUCGAGCAGGCUACCGGAAAGAACGUUCUUCUUCUACCUAUGGGCAGUUCGACUGAUGGUGCUCACUCUAUUAACGAGAAGCUGGAUAAGAGGAACUACAUUGAGGGUAUUAAGCUCCUGGGUGCCUAUCUUCACUAUGUUGCGGAGGAGCCUCAGUCGUAG
This is a messenger RNA of Scedosporium apiospermum, 1431 nucleotides long. Its product is annotated as Cys-Gly metallodipeptidase dug1. Lineage: Eukaryota; Fungi; Ascomycota; Sordariomycetes; Microascales; Microascaceae. The transcript has 2 exons. Gene Ontology annotation, molecular function: metallodipeptidase activity. The record is from RefSeq and is a predicted model, not a curated record. Gene Ontology annotation, biological process: proteolysis. The coding region runs from base 1 to 1431 and encodes 476 amino acids.